AUGGCCCUCCCGGGGAUCGCGAGCUCGAGCGCGGCCGCUCCACUCACGCGGGAUGAGGAGCGAGCCAUCGCUCUGAUCCAAAUCGUCGCCCUCCUCAAGGUCCUCCACCAACAGCCACUCGAUUCGACACGGCACGAGGACGACCUUGAGAUUGUUAACAAAGAGGGAUAUGAGUUGACCUUCCAACGGGAACAAGAGCUUACAGGCCUCCUCGCAUUUCUCUCAAACACCAAAUAUGAUAACCAGCGAAUCCCCGCAAUAGCGGUCCAAGAGAGUCGACCCGAGCGGGAUAUCGAGAACGAGGACAAGAUUCGCUCCAACGUUUACGAUGCCAUUCUCAACAUGUGCAAUACACGGAUCAUCGAGCGACUAGAUCCGGGGAAGAUGAACCAGAAAACCACUGUUGAGAAGAAGGAGCCAAUGAAAGAGCGACUAGAAGCUGCGAUCGACCUACUGAAAGAAGAUAACCCCAGAGACGAAAAUCUUCGAGAUGCCGCAGAGGACUUUAAAGCCAGGGCCAGACUCGCCAUCCGUGGGAUUGCAGCCUGGGAAAAGCAUCAGGUCAUGGCAGAUAUGAGAGCGUUGGUUGACCGAUUCUACGAGUUGAACGAGAUGCCCAAAUUUGUCGAUAUUGAAGCGGGGAAUGGACCCAGGUCAUUGGAGGACCUGGAGGGGGAAUUCUCCGAAUGCGUCAAGGAGAUACUGGGGGCGACGAGCGUUCACGCCGAGGUCCAGAUCCUAGCUUACUGUGACAAGAUCGCCAUGAAGAACCCUCGCGUUGUAUGUUCAAGCAAGAAGGCGUGCUAUCUCUGCGACCAGCUUAUCCAGCAUCGCGGCACAACCUUUACACGGCACGCUCAUAACAGGCUGUAUCCCAAGUGGAGGCUGCCAAUCUUUGAUUCCGGAGAUAUCACAGCGCAGUUUACCGAGACGCUGCGAAACGUAGCAAAAGAUAGCGUGGAGAAAAUGCUCAAGACCCAAAAGAGAAUUGUAUAUCAUGGGCCUGCUGAAAGCGUGUGUCACACCCUUACUCUGUCAACUACGACCAUUGCUCCUGAUCCCUCUACGACGCCCGAGGCUUCAGCGCUCCGCGAUGGUCAAGCUAGAGCCCCCGAUGCGGAAGAGUUAGAAGAGCCGAGAUCGCAAAACCUUGACCUUCAAGGCUCUCCGGUGGAUCACAACCUCGAAGAUGGUACUGAGCUUGUUGCCGGGGAUGUCCGGGACGAUGCGGAAGUGUUAGGAGAGCCGAGAUCGCAAAAGCUUGACCUUCAAGGUUCCCCGGUGGAUCACAACCUCGAGGACGGUACUGAGCUUGUUGCCGGGGAAGACCGGGACGAUGCGGGCCUCGAAGGCUUGAUAGAGCCAACUUUUCUAGAAGAUCGGCCCGGAGGCUCGCGAGGUGGAGAAGACGCCCCUGCCGUACAUCCCCCCAGUGCACCACGGCUUGAAAGCGAAGACGGCGCCUCCGAGUUGGAGGAUGAACGGAAUUCAAUAGCUGCGUCCGAACUCCAAAGUUCCUGCGCCGCCUCUGUCAUCGAUGUCUCCGCUUCCACCGCUUCCUCGGAGGAACAGCUAUCUUCGCUGUCGGAGUGCGAGAAAAGACCAGCCGAGGCUGGUGCACGCAAGCUCUAUCGGGGCAACACCAUAUACUGUGAAGAUCCAGAGGACAAACUGGAUCUUGUUUUCGAGUACCCCCAAAGACGACUUGAUGAGGAAGGAGGAACGACUACGGAAUAUCGACCUUACCACAAAGCGGCUCACCCCGGAUGA
Molecule: messenger RNA, 1770 nt
Organism: Parascedosporium putredinis
Lineage: Eukaryota; Fungi; Ascomycota; Sordariomycetes; Microascales; Microascaceae
Source: the annotation of a GenBank genome assembly